AAAACUGCAGGGGUUGCUCGGUUCCACCUAAUGCCGAAGAUAUUAGUUGACUGUGACGGGACGGGACGGAAGAUUUGAACCGAGUAAGUUGUCUGAAAAGAGGCAUAGUGACAAGAAGCGAGCGGAGAAUGGCAUAAAACUCGGUCGACCAUCCAGCGAACCGCAGUGUACUCGAAUACCCUAGUUUGCUCGGCUUACUGGGCAGUACUCAAGGAAGCUUACAAAUAUCGGCUGCCGAGCGGUAGAGGGUUGAACGGUUCUAUACAGCGCGGACCUGUGAGAAAGCUCCAGCUCUGGUGACUGUGACCAGAACGUGUUGUUGUGAUCAUUUGGAACGACCACAUUUCUUUGAUUUUGUGCCGGCGUUUCUAUACGGUUAACCAGUGCUGUGUGUGACGCUGACAGGUUUACCCCGUGUUAAUAUACGGACUGCUACCGAAGAACGAGGUCCGGGGAAGCGAAGCGACUAUGGAGGCAGGCACGCUUAGCCGACAGCCCGUAGCCCAAAACCCUCAAGAUACAAUGGCUGGACUUCUAUCCUCCACAAGCAGCGCCACGCGGGCCACGCCCCCUUCCAGUGCACAGAUGAUGAUUGGUCAGAAUAUGAACAUGAAUAUGAAUGGCAUGCCCAUGUCUGCCAACAACAACAACAAAACGGGAACUGCCAACAACAACAACAACACAAUGGCAGUGAACAACAUGAGUUCUGUCUCCAACCAUUCCAUCACGACCACACCCACGUCCUCUACCCCCGGGGGAGGCCUUAGGACGUGCUCAGGAUGUGGGGAGAAGAUAUUAGAUCGGUUUCUUCUGCACGCUAUGGACCGUUUUUGGCACACGGCUUGCCUCAAGUGUUCUUACUGUCACGCCGAACUAGGCAACAUCGGGACAUCGUGCUUUACCAAAAAGGAAAUGCUCUACUGCAAAAAUGACUACUUGAGGUUGUUCGGUUCUGGCGGAAGCUGCAGCUCGUGUGGCCAGACGAUUCCAGCCAGCGAGUUUGUGAUGAAGGCUCAAGGGAACGUUUACCACCAGAAAUGUUUCACCUGUGUGGUCUGUCAGUGUCAGCUCGUGCCAGGUAACCGGUACAGCAUCCUUAACGGCAGUCUCGUGUGUGAGCAGGACUACCCCAAAGUCUUGAAAGGCCAUGUGCCCUUACCCAACAGACCUGCGCACAAGGUGUGUUGACCUGAAAAGACGAGGCUCUGGUUUACCUGACCCGCACGUGGUUGGUGAGAGUUAAGAAACUUGAAGGACUGAGUGCCAACACUUGAGCGGGGGCCGGACAAUGGUCAUUUGCAUUCGAAGUGGACGGCGAUAACCACUGGACGAAGAGGCUUUGUGUGAUUCCAGCCCAGAUCGCUCUAAGCCUUCAAAGCGAAUCUUCAUCUGGCGCUGAACGUUAGCAAAUAUUGCAUCGAAUUAAGAGAAAAAACAGCUAAGGGAUUUGGUCCAUACCUGAAUCCCCAUGAGAAAUUAAUCCCCCCCAAUAGGGUGUUAAUCUCUGAACAACUACAGACUCGUGCCUUGUUUUUCAUUAUUACGUCAUUUUGGCGUGGUUUAUUUGAGCACUCUUGUAUGGAGGUAACAAUGGUGGUGACACGGGAUUGCUAUCACGAAACCCCAUGAGUUGUUGUUCCCAUCUAGACGCCGAUCAUUCAUGAAAUGCCCACCCUUUUCAACCUCACCCCACCCUCACCGUUAUCCUACCUCCCCUAACUCCAUCCCCACCCUCGCAGUUCCGGAUUAUAUUCUGCAGGAAGGCCCGGAAGCUAGAGACCACGUGGUAUCCUUAGUAACAGGCGGCGUGGGCGAAACAAAAUUGUCCCCUUAAUGCUAGUGCAUAGGAAAUGGCUGUAUUUGAAAAGCUGUCAGUGAUGAUGUGUUCGAUAGGGUUGUAUAAUAUGAGCUUUCCAGAGGAGUUUUUCCUGUAGAGCUUACGUGGUGUGUUUUUUUUUUUUUUUUGGUACGGCCACGGCGUGCUGGUCGCUGACGGAGUGGCAUCAUGAGCUUGUUUCCAUAUGCUUCAAGGUGGGGUGGCUAUUUUGUUUUCGCCCACUCUAGAUCAGUCACAUGAUCUCCAACUUCCGGGCUGUCUUACAGAAUGACAAACUGAGGGAACUUUGUGUUAUUCUGCGAUGAUAUUAGGGAAUAGUAUGGUCAUACGGUACUUUAGGCGGAAGACAGACAGCUUAGAUUUCUGGAAGUCUUCAGCAGGACGAUCUGGUUUUGGAGAUUUCGUGUAGCGAUCAUAGACCAUCACACUCUAUUUCGCUUAAACGAUCAUUGGAGGACGGAUGUGAUUUUGUGCUGAUCAGAUCGAUUGUGAAAUUCACCGAAGUGAUAUUGGAACCUUUUAAUAUCAAGCAAGCACAUAUUACAUCAUAAACUCAAGUCCAGAUGUGAAUAUCAACUCCAAUGAAAUGCGUGCCGUCUACCAGUGUGGUACUGAUUCCUUUCACCCUAUAUGUUAUGAACUAAACAGAUCCCAUGGCAAUUGAUCUUGACAGCUAAACAUUUCUACCCUUCUGGUAUACGGAAGAUCUAGACAUGAAAACGGAUAACUGAGCCUUGAAGCUGUUGAUGGCAAUAUGUACGAAGUGGCCUUACAGAGAAACAAAGCCUUCCUUUUCCCUUUAACAUUAUCUUUUCACAUAAAAUUCGUAAAAUUAUUUGGUAUUUUUCAUCCUUUUUAAGGUUUUGAGGUAUUUUUUAAAAAAUGUUACUGAUAGUGCAUGAUGUAUCAGGAGGCAGAGUUCAGAAAUCACCAUCAGAAAAAAAACUUUGUGCGAACUUUUUUUCUCUGUAAACGGAAACAGCCAGUGUCAAAGCUCCAGAUGGCCACGGGCUUUAAGAGGAAAAUAUUCCGUUCCCACUUUCGUGAAUGUGGUGCAUGUGACACCGACUUGUCAUUAUUUUGUGGAAUAACGCUCCUUCUGUAACGCCUUUCUAACUGUCCCCUGUUUGACGUCCGUACAAGUAAAAUCGUUUGUCCAUAUGUAAAUAAUUUCCUCAUUCUAUAUUCCAGUUACGAUGCUCUAUUUUUGUCACCCAUUUUGGUCGUUUGUUGAUUGCAACUUAACAUGGAAUAUAUGUUUUCUGACGUUUUCU
Messenger RNA from Liolophura sinensis, 3111 nucleotides. RefSeq names its product LIM domain transcription factor LMO4.1-like. The transcript is spliced from 4 exons. The coding region runs from base 469 to 1188 and encodes 239 amino acids. Lineage: Eukaryota; Metazoa; Mollusca; Polyplacophora; Chitonida; Chitonidae. The record is from RefSeq and is a predicted model, not a curated record.